AUGAAGGCCUUCACCCUCCCCGUCCUCAUCUCCGCCGGCCUCGUUGGCCUGGCCUCUGCCCGUACCAAUCUCGCCGGCUGCGUUUCCUCCGCCACCGUCAACCAGUGGCACGAGGCCAGCAUGAUCUGGUACGUUCCUGACAGCGGCGAGAUCUGCGAUAUCCCCGACUGCGGUGGUGGUCGCGCUCCUCCCAAGAACGCCCCCGGUUGCGCCGCCUACACUGGCACCGAGACCCUGACUCCCAGCUACCUGCCCGGCUGGGGUCCCAACGGCAAGUCAGCCGCCACCACGGCUCACACUGCCUCCGCGACCACCGUCGCCGAGACCUCCGUUGCCACCACUUCCUCGGCCGCCUCUUCCACCGACGAGACUACCUCCUCCUCUUCCUCCUCCGAGACCAAGACUAAGCACGGUAGCACUCUGAUCACCCCCGGUCCUACCCUCUCCAAGGCCGCCUCGUCGACCCCUGCCGGCUCUUCUUCCCCCGUUAAGUCCUCCUCUGCGGCCGGUGGCUCUUCGUCUUCCGGCGGCAAGGGCUCCGGUUCCGGCUCUGGCUCCGGCUCUGGAUCCAAGACUGCCUCUGCCUCCAGCGGUCUUGCCACCGGUGCUGCCUCCAGCGUUUCCGGAUCCAGCAUCGCCGCUGUGGCUGUCAUUGCCGCUCUGGUCGGCGUUGUCGGUCUGUAA
Messenger RNA from Aspergillus affinis, 684 nucleotides. RefSeq lists its product as uncharacterized. The record is from RefSeq and is a predicted model, not a curated record. The transcript has a single exon. NCBI's taxonomy places the organism in Eukaryota, Fungi, Ascomycota, Eurotiomycetes, Eurotiales, Aspergillaceae. Bases 1 to 684 code for a protein of 227 amino acids.